Molecule: messenger RNA, 1377 nt
Organism: Pseudocercospora fijiensis CIRAD86
Lineage: Eukaryota; Fungi; Ascomycota; Dothideomycetes; Mycosphaerellales; Mycosphaerellaceae
Exons: 2
Coding region: 1-1377 (458 amino acids)
Biological process (GO): RNA polymerase I preinitiation complex assembly; nucleolar large rRNA transcription by RNA polymerase I
Cellular component (GO): RNA polymerase I core factor complex; RNA polymerase transcription factor SL1 complex
Molecular function (GO): RNA polymerase I core promoter sequence-specific DNA binding
Source: RefSeq, a predicted model, not a curated record
AUGUCUCAGGCGCGAAGGAAGAGACCGUCGUGUUCUCACGACAACUGUGGAUCGAGACGGUUUCAUGUUGGCGAUGAUGGCUUCACGUAUUGCGACCAAGGUCACCAGCAAUCCGAAGCUGGCCUCCUCGUCUCUGCAGACACUGGAGAACUAGUGCUCACCGGACGAACGGCGAGAAGGAAAUUGGACUCCGAUGCAGAAUCAACGACGACGAAAGUUACUGGAUUUUCUGGGCCUAAAGCGUUCGAACACUACCUACUUUGCGUGCAGCUGGUGCUGAGGAAGCAGCUUCGGUGGCUAAUUGACGUACAAAAGCUACCCGAGGAGCUCGAGGGCCUGGUAAAAGACUUAUGGGCACUGCGGCUGCAGAAGUUGCAGAACAAGGUCUCCUAUGAUAGUGAUGCAGAGACCGAUGCGCAAUCAUCUCGGAUCUUCAGCUCGCAGUCUGAAGGCGAUUCUGGCACGGACACCGAGAACACCAUCACGCGUCGCGACCGGACACGCCAGAAGGGACCAGGCCCAAAUAUGCUGGAGCUUCUGGGUCUCCUUCAUAUUGGUAUCAUGCUGCUCAAGAUACCAAUCACGGCGGCUGACAUGCUCACAUGGUGUAACGAAGGGGCUCUGCUUUUCUAUCGGGCAGUGAAGGAGGUGCCGAUGUCCAUGCGUGAUCGUUUACCUGGUCAUUACCAAGACUUGCUCGAGCAGCAGAGCCUCAUUGAGCCAGAGAAGCUUCAUCGCAAAGUACUUGAACUGUUGACAAAUUUGAACUCGGACUUUGGUAUGGAGGCGCCGACUCUGAAUGAGCCACUCGUACUUUAUCGCUGGGUAAAGCAGUUGGCCCUGCCUCUUGAGAUAUAUGUUACCACACAGCGCCUGGCUCGCUUACUCGAAGUCGACUUCGCUUACAAUGUCGUUGCCAAGGCACGGGCGAACAUGAGUAUGCGGUUCCCCGAGAUUCGAUUGAUGUCGUUGAUCGUCAUAGCGACAAAGCUGCUAUUUCCCUUCGACGAUAAGAAACGAUAUCCGAAAAACACAGAAGACCUUGCGGCGAUGAGGCUGGACUGGGGUGUUUGGUGCAAAACCGAGAUUAGCAAAGCUGGAAAGACUUCGGCGGAAAAGAUUGUCCAGGUUCAAGCAGCUCUUCGAGCCAGGCGUAUUGUACCAGAAACCGAGCCCGACGAUAUCCCACGUGUUGGGACCUUGUAUACCCAGUACACAACAGUGGAGGACCUCGGUGGUGCCACGAGAGAGUUUUACGAAGGAGCGGCGCAAUUGGCGGGAUUCUCACUGCGCGGAAUUGUGAGAGCGGUCUGUAUGAUGGAGCACAAGUUAUUCAAGCUCGAGCGGGCUUGGACGAAGAACGAUCGUAAAGACUAG